CUUCAAGUCAAAGUAAUUGGCAAAGCUGAAUGUGUGAAAUGUCUUGAGAAAAUUUUUAUAUUGAGCGAAUCCACGCUCUCCUGACUUUCUAACGAUGAGCUGCAUUGGGAGUAUAGGGGACUGAGUAGAAUGGUUGAAUCUCCUGAAAUUGAAAUAUUCAAUGGAUCGAUAUAAGAAAAGCGCAAGAACUGGCAAAACCAAAAUCAAAUGCUUCAUUCAACCUAAUUUUUUAUGCCUUAUAUAACGAAACGAGCUUUAAGUCGUUUCCAAAAUUUUUCGUUUUUCGAAACACAAAAACGAAAAAGGAAUAGUAAAUGGUACUUAUCUUAGGACAAUACAAUGAAAAAAUAGAGAAAUAACCUGCUAUUUAUAAUUUCUCUGAUUUUCGUCUUUCAUAGGCGUUUUAUAAAAUGACUAAAACGACCCGAUCAAGAUGACAAAGCGUCAAGGAGGAAUGGCAAAUUAACUGUAAAUAUUGGAAUCCAUUAGUCAUCAAUUUUUCUUUUUAUCUAAUUUUUAGAAAUCUUUCUAUGAAGAUUCCUUCCUUUCUCAUCGUCUUCAUGCCGCUUUCUGCUACUAUUUUUCACCCAUGUUGUGCUGGUAGUAUUUCACUGAAUUUUUUCUCUUUAAUGCGAAAAAAUGGGGUUCGCUUACAGUUCAAUAGAAUAUCAUUUAAAGAUAUUCUAUUAGUUACCUCUUUAUGAUGCUCCUUACCUGUGUCACCAACAGAGGUUGCAAAACGGCAACAUUAGGCACUUUUACUUCUAAUAGUCACUUUAAAUCCAUCGGUGAAUUUGUUAACGUUUGUUUUUUGAUUCUUUCUUGGUUUCAUCGAUCCUUGUUUAGAACAUUUGCUAGAAAUUUAGGAAGUAAUCGUAAAGGAUAGAAACCUCUCACAAAACUUAUGAAAGUGCACUUUUUGUUUUUUAUGUUCCAUUCUCUCUCAAUCUAAUAUUGUUACCAAAUUUUCAUCACCAAAGGUGGCAUUUCCCUGCUCAAUAUAAAAACCAUCGAUUUUUUAUUUCUAUUUCUCGCAAAUAAGCCUAGGGUACAACUCUGCGUAUAAAAUUCAAUGGAUAAUUUAAGAAAACGCGUUGUAAACUAUACUACGAAAAACGACGAAUUCAAUGAGGAUGAUGCUACUCCUCUCAGUCGACAAGAACAAGAAGCUUUUGUUGACCAUCUAAGACUUACAAAUGCCAGAGAUAAUCGAAUGUUUUCUAUUUUGUUUUCCUUUUUGUUUCUUAUUCUAGCAGUACCUAUUCUCCUGUACCCAGAAACCCUUUUCUUCAAAAUGGUUGAGGUCUUUAUCCUUGGUUCUUGCGCCUUUAUUAUGUAUUUUUUUCCUACAAACUAUACUAUUAGCUCGUCCAAGACCCCUUUCGCAUGGAAAAUAUUGCUUUAUUGUAAUAUCGCUCUCCCAGGGCUGGUUUACCUUCUGACAAUUCACAAACAAAAAUCCGUUCUGAGUUCAUUCUUUUCUUUACGAUUCCUUGCACUGGCUGUUUCUGUUUUUACAGAACUCACUCGCUAUUCUAUGUAUUCUGCUGCUUUAGGUGUAGAAAGGUUGGACAACAUGCGAUUUGCAUAAUUGGAUUCAAUUGAUUUUCCUGUUUUCGUCCAUGAAAACUAUGCAAUAGUUGUUUCAACUGUUACUUAUCAUGUCAGCCUUUUACAGCUUCAUUUCAUGAAAAGAAUGGAUCUUUAAAAUAGUUCCUCAUGUGUAUACGCUUACCACGACUAUUUAUUACCAUUACCAAAGAAUAGAAUCUAUCAGCAAAUGUCACCUUGAAUAUACAUAGACAUGAAAGACAUUUUUUUCAUUUAUUUGUACAUACAAAGAAAAUAUACAACACGUUAUGCAACUAACAUAGAAAAAAU
Messenger RNA from Schizosaccharomyces cryophilus OY26, 1881 nucleotides. RefSeq lists its product as uncharacterized. Lineage: Eukaryota; Fungi; Ascomycota; Schizosaccharomycetes; Schizosaccharomycetales; Schizosaccharomycetaceae. The record is from RefSeq and is a predicted model, not a curated record. The transcript is spliced from 2 exons. The coding region runs from base 1073 to 1591 and encodes 172 amino acids.